CGCCGAGAGCGGGAUGGGUCCGGCCGGGCUGCGCCGCGCCCGCGGACUUAGAGCAGGAGUCCCUGUUGCUUUGAGAAGCACAAUGACCAUCUCACAGCUCUGUUUGGAGGAGAGGGUGUAGAAGGUCUGCUGCCACUGCACUCUCCUGAGGUGUGUGGUAAAAAUGGUGCAGAAAUACCAGUCCCCAGUUCGAGUCUACAAAUACCCUUUUGAGCUCGUCAUGGCAGCCUAUGAGAAGCGCUUUCCUACAUGCCCAGAGAUCCCAGUCUUCCUGGGGAGUGAAAUCCUGCAUGAAUCCAGGAGUGAGGACGGAGCCAUCCAUGUCAUCGAGCGGAGCUGCAAGCUGAAUGUGGAUGCUCCCAGGCUGCUGAAGAAGAUUGCAGGGGUAGAGUAUGUCUUCUUCAUCCAGAAGAACACCGUGAACUGGAGAGAGAGAACCCUCCGCAUCGAAGCCCACAACGAGACCUUUGCCAACCGUGUGGUGGUCAGGGAGACCUGCAGCUACUCAGUUCACCCUGAGAACGAGGAGUGGACAUGCUUUGAGCAGUCGGCCUCUCUCGACAUCAAAUCAUUUUUUGGCUUUGAAAGCACUGUGGAAAAAAUUGCCAUGAAGCAGUACACCUCCAACAUCAAACGGGGCAAGGAGGUGAUUGAGCACUACCUGAAGGAGCUGAUCUCCCAAGGGAUCACGUUCAUCCCUCGCUGGAGCCCUCCCGCGGUGAAGGAGGAGCAAGCCCCGGCUGUGGGACGGGUCCCUGGUGACAUCCUGCUGGAUUCUGGGGCUGCUGGCACCAGCAGGGAGCCGGCUGCCAGCCCCUGCCCUCCCCCAGAGGCUGCCAGCCCCGACGCUGACAAACUGGACGCUGAUUACAUCGAGCGCUACCUGGGCCAGCUCACCCCGAUGCAGGAGAGCUGCCUGAUCCGCCUGCGCCAGUGGCUCCAGGAGACUCACAAGGGAAAGAUCCCCAAGGAUGAGCACAUCCUGCGGUUCCUGCGCGCCCGGGACUUCAACAUUGACAAAGCGCGGGAGAUGCUGUGCCAGUCGCUGGCCUGGCGCAAGCAGUACCAGGUGGAUUUCAUCCUGCAGUCCUGGAGACCCCCAGCCCUGCUGGAGGAGUACUACACCGGGGGGUGGCACUACCAGGACAAAGAUGGGCGGCCGCUCUACAUCCUCCGCCUCGGCCAGAUGGACACCAAGGGUUUGGUGAAGGCCCUGGGAGAGGAAUCCCUGCUGCGACAUGUUCUGUCCAUUAAUGAGGAAGGACAGAAGAGAUGUGAGGAAAACACCAACAUCUUCGGCCGCCCCAUCACAUCCUGGACAUGCCUGGUGGACUUGGAAGGGCUCAAUAUGAGACACCUGUGGCGGCCUGGGGUGAAGGCCCUGCUCAGGAUCAUUGAGGUGGUGGAGGACAACUACCCUGAGACCCUGGGCAGGCUUCUGAUUGUGAGAGCACCACGGGUCUUCCCCGUGCUCUGGACCCUGGUCAGUCCCUUUAUCAAUGAGAACACACGGCAGAAGUUCCUCAUCUACAGUGGCAAUAACUACCAGGGCUCAGGAGGGCUGGUGGACUAUGUGGACAAGGAUGUGAUCCCAGACUUCCUGGGAGGAGACUGCAUGUGCACUGUCUCAGAAGGGGGACUCGUCCCCAAGUCCCUUUACCAAACCGAGGACGAGCUGGAGAACCCAGAUCACAUCCGGCUGUGGACAGAAACCAUCUACCACUCUGCAAGUGUCCUCAAAGGAGCCCCACACGAGAUACUUGUGGAGAUCCUGGAAGGGGAAUCAGUCAUCACCUGGGACUUUGACAUCCUGAAGGGAGAUGUGGUGUUCAGCCUCUUUCACUCCAAACGAGCUCCUGAGCCAAGUCACAAAGAAGCCACAUCACCAAGUCCCUCUGCUGCAGGGGACAACGUACAGCUCAUCGACAAGAGCUGGGUGCUGGGGGUGGAUUACAGCCGGGUGGAGUCUCCUCUGGUCUGCAGGGAAGGAGAGAGCAUCCAGGGUUCCCAUGUCACUCGCUGGCCUGGCUUUUACAUCCUGCAGUGGAGGAUGCACGGGCCCCCGCCCUGCUCCAGCUCCAGCCUCCCACGCGUGGAUGACGUCCUGGCCUCCCUGCAGGGCUCCAGCCACAAGUGCAAGCUCAUCUACUACUACGAGGUGCUGGCCUCCAAGGACUUCAGGGGAUCCAUGUCGAGCCUGGAAUCUUGCAACAGUGGCUUUUCCCAGCUGAGUGGAGUCACCACAUCUUCCAGCCAGUCCCAGAGCAGCUCCCACCUCUCCAGAUAGCAGAGAGCCAAGGCUUCAGCAGCAGGGGGACCCCUGGGGCUGCUUCAGCCCCAAACCAAAGAGCUCCAGGGCUGAGCCUUGGGGCAGUCACAGCCAUUUGGACACAGAGAGGUCUCUGGGAGCUGCUUCAACCACAAAAGCUGAAAUUCCAAGGGCAGCUUUAGGAGUUUUGGGUCAGCUGCCUCCUUCUCAGUAGCCUCCUUCACCACUUUGGAUUUUGGGUGCCUGUGAGUUUGCAGGAAUCCAUUCCACUCCACUCCAAAGGGCUCUUCCCAUCGGUCCUUUUCCCACAAAAGAGGCUGAUGUUGCCUUACCUGUUGGACCUUUAGAUAAUUCCUGGGUGGCAAAACUAAGGGAAUGUCCUGGGUGCCCACAGGGUACUGGUUCCACACUAGACAGCCAAGUGGGCAUUCCAGGGGCAGGGCCUUGGAAGGAACUGCCAGUACCUGGUUACAGGUAGGACAGUUCAGAAAUCACUUCCCAGGCCAGACCAAAAACUUCUUCUGGUCUGGCAGGAUGCUCUGGGAAAUGUGUUGGAUUUUUUUAACCCUGCUAAAAAACAAAGUCAAAAUUACUUUUUUUUCAGAAAUUCCAGGCGUUGAAUCUGCCUCCAGUGAGUGGCAUCUUCCAAACUAUUGAUUCUUUUUACUCAGGUUUACAGCAAUAAUGAGUAGGUCUGUCCCAUUCCCGAGUGGAUGGGAACUGAAUCCAGUACUAAAGGGCUAAGAAAAGCAAUAUUUGAUUUCCUGAAGGCACAAGAUUUUCUGGCAGUAUUACAGCACUCGCUUCUUUUAAACAUGAGCUCACUUGAAACCUUUCAGAGAGGAGUGUAUGUAUGUAAGCACUUACUGGAGCCUAUUUAUUCUAUACUAGCGUAUUUUAAAUUAAUUCUUAACUUAUUUAUAAUGUCAGAAAUGACUAUUUAUUAAAUACAGUCACCUUUUUUAAUGGGAUGAACUUUGUUUUAGAAAGGAAUAACUGAUUGUCUUCAAUCCCAAGCAGUCUUUCUGCUUGGGUCCAGAUCUUUGUGAUUCACUGCAUGUUCUUGCAAAAGGGCUGCAUUGGAAUAAGGGCUGUGUCACCUUCCUUGCAAGGAAAGGUGAGAGUCCAGUGCUUUUUUUGGGCAGUUUUUUAGGAUUAAGAAACAAGGACUGAGUUCAGGAGUUGUCAUGAAGAGGCACCGUCUUCCUACACACCAAAAAUGCCAUGUUUGUCCCUAAUCUUUGAUUGUUCCUUUAGUCAGGUUGGGGAGCAAAGUUACCCAUGUUCUUGUCCAGGUGAAAAAAAAAAGGAGAGCAGGUGUCAAACACUCAGCAAGUUUUUAUUCAGGAAUCUGUGAAGUUGUUCCUUCCUGCCCUGCUUUUUGUAAUCAAUGCUUUUGAAGCACCAGGCUCUGCCAAAGGAGAAGAGAGCCAAAAUAUUUGGGACAAUGAGAGACAAAGAACUUGACAUGGUUUUCAGUUGUUUGGUGGGGUUUUUAAAGGAUUGGAGCCAAGGGAAUCACUGUCCACCUUGCAUCUCUCCCUGUGAACAGGUAAUUUGGUUAUGUAGAGCUCAGGAAAGUUCUGAUUUCCAAUUCUCAGUUGUUCCAUAAACCUUAAUAUUUCUCCCAGGCAAAUGAAACUUUUGUCUCUGGCAUUUCAGCAUAACUGGCAUCUGAUAAAGGAGGACAAAUACCACCUUUCCUCUGGAAAGUCAGGAAUUCUGGAAGCAAAAGUGCAUCUGUGUGUAUCCCUCAUGGAAAAUCCUUGACCUACAAUAAAAUCUGAUUCUAGAAACAGUUUCAGAUUCCCAAAGCCCCAGGAGCAAACCCAGCCCUGCCCCCCCUGUGCUGUUUCAGGAUUUUGCUUGCCUUUCUCACAUGGUUGCUCACAUCCUACAGUGGCAACAUUCCUGUUCCCUGGGUAAGAAUCUCUUCCUUUACCCUGUUUUUUAAAUUUUAUUUUGAAAUGUGGGAUAUGCUGUUUUCUGCCCACUAGAAGUUUUGGGUGUUUAACUUUUGUCAGUGAAGCACCUGGAACUUGGUCAGUCUCUGAAGAGUGAGGUCAAGGGCUGGUUCCACAGGGUGUUCCUGGCUCUGGGGAUAUCCCAAUCCCAGUUUUUCCUCUUGUCCCUUGGCAGGACCAUUCCUCUGCCCAUCAGAGAUCAUGGCACAGGUCUGUGAAGCAGCUUGUGCCCUCUCUUUGGCAAGGCUGCCUGGUUUAUCCCACCUGACAAUUUACUUUGAAACCAAUUUAAAUAAUCCAGUAUUUUUUUUCCCUUUUCCUCCUUGAUGUUAACAGGAGAAAGGGAGCAACAGCCUGGAUGCUGUGCUGUGCUUUUUAAACCUGACCUUGUGAACUGCAGAUACCAGAGACACCAAAUUCUUCUACAUCACCUUUUUCCUCCCUCAAAUGACAUCAAUGCGCUUUAGAAAAUAAACUCAGAGUUUUCUUCACAGAGAGCUGAGUCUGGGAGGGGUCCUGGACCCUCAGAAAUCUCCUAAGGCACAACCUUGGCCCGUGGCCUCAUUUUGGGUGAUGCAGCAAAGCCCUUCCUGCUCCCUCCCUGCUCUGCAGCGAGGCCAAUGAGCUUGGGCUGUGUGCAGGGAAGGAGCUGCUAAUUAAAAACUGGCUCCCAGUAAAUUUGGGCUGUCCCUGGUUCAGAUGUUCCCUAUGCAAACACAACACCUACCUCAGAGCUGCUGUGGUGUCUCGUGGUGCUGGGGGAGUGCAGGAUGCUGUGCCAGAGGUUGCAGUUAAAUACAGCCAGAUGUGACACCUUCAUUCCCAGGGAGCUCUCCGGGUUUGCCCCAUUCCCUGGGCUCUGUCCCAGGGCAGGGAAGGGCAAACACAGAGUGUGAGGAUGGAUGGUGGCUGGCCUCAGCUGUCGUUCAGGGCACAAUCCUGAGCCAUUCUGCUGCUCUUCUGGUGUGAAGAGGGCUUUGUCCCCGCUGAAGGAGAAGGGCUGAGCUCCAGCCCCGCAGGUGUCACCUCUGCCGGGUGCCAGGGGAGCGCUGAGCGCCACCACUGGGGGCUCUCCCAGGGAGGCACCGGAGCAGCCCCGUCCUUCCUCAGAACAGAAUUCCCAACAGGCCAGGGAAUCCUGAGUGACUGAGAGCAGCUGUGUUCCUGUGCUCAGCCAGCUCAGUUCUGUCCCUUCCCUUCCAGGAACUGUGAGUAACAAUUUGUAAUCCCAGUUUGGUUUAUUGGCAAAAGGCUUUGAAAAUGCCACAAUCCACUCGCAAUUCCCAGUAGGAAGUGGCAAGCCCAGCUGUCCACCACACUGGGCUGGGAAGCUGCUGGGGCUGAGGCUCCAGGCAGGGAAUCCCUCAUUUCAAAAGGCAUUUUAUAAACUCACACUGCUUUAAUAUCCCAAAUGUUUGCACUGUGAGCAAUUAAUGCAAGGAACAGCUAUUAGGGACUUACUUGACAGCAACUGUCAAAGAUUCCUGCAUGCAAUUAACUUUAAUAUUCCUCCAACACGUUUGUGAUGCUCCUUAUAUCUGAUUAUUUCUCUCUUGGAAGGUGAAAUUGGAGUCAAGUCACAUUUACUGGAUUUUAAUGACACCAACACCCACUUCCAAGCUUUCCGUUACACGUGUAUUAAAUGGGCAUUAAUUAAGUUUUUUAGCAGCACUUUCCUUUGCAGCUGGCUUUGGUUUUAUACAUUGAAAUCUUAAUUUUUCUCAGCCAAAACCCCCAAACCUCCUGUAAAAGCCCACUGCAGGGCACUGAAAUAACAGAUGUCCUCCAGUGGUGUUUGUGGGUCCUGGUAGCGCUGUACUUUUGGGUAUGUGAGAAAUAAAACAUCUCUGAGAACAUGUGGACUUGUUUGAUUCAAACUGUUGAUUUCAAACUUGAAAUUGCAGGACAAUUAAAAUUGAAGCCUGUGUGCUGCUCUCUUGCCCCCACAAGUAGAAGUAAGGCUUGUAUUCACUUUUUGCUACUUUUUAACUAAA
Messenger RNA from Pseudopodoces humilis (Tibetan ground-tit), 6227 nucleotides. It is a transcript of the gene SEC14L5, whose product is annotated as SEC14 like lipid binding 5. The record is from RefSeq and is a predicted model, not a curated record. Gene Ontology annotation, cellular component: cytoplasm. NCBI's taxonomy places the organism in Eukaryota, Metazoa, Chordata, Aves, Passeriformes, Paridae.